AUGAAAACAAACCAGAAGAAAGCGGGAAUUGAGAAGAUCAAGGCCACAAUCAAAGAACUAGGCGAAAGUGGCGUAAAGACCACCCAAAGCAAUGUCGCUCAAACAUUGGGUAUCAGCCGUCAAUCAGUAAGCAAGACCCUUGCUUACAACAACGAGAGCAAUGAGAAGUAUCGCCUCAGUGAAGACGAGCUCGCUAUGUUCGUCGGGCAGUUGAAGAGCAUGGACACAGCAGCCAAAACCAUCAACGAAUUGAAAGAGGUUGUCGGUUAUCCCCGCACAGCUCAAUCCUUCUACAAGCUACUUUGCAAGCACGAGAUCCCCUUUGACGACUCUCGCUUUGCCAGUGCUCAGCGAUCCAAGGCACGACCAGGCGGGACCAGGCACAAGCUUAUCAAUCUGAAAGAGGAUAAGAAGAAACGAGCAGCAGCCCAGGUGCAAGGUCGCAGAGAGGACGAGGCUUUAGAAGAGCAGAAACACCAGAAAGACCUUGAGGAUGUGACAUCCACCUUUGAGAUGCCAUUGCUUCUUAAAGCCGCAGAACUAGCAGGAUGGAAACCAACCAACCGAGAGGAAUCUAUGAGAAAGCAAGCCGAGGGAGCAACACUAUUCUUGAUGUCUCUUGCUACUGAGAGCAAGCACAAGUCAUGUAUGGAGCUUAUCACUCAGCUCAUAGCAAUGGAUGCCAUGAACAGCAACUACGAACCAGAACCACAACGAGAAAAGAGACCUAGUCCUUUCUUGAUAAGAAGACCAACCAUGAGAUAA
Molecule: messenger RNA, 765 nt
Organism: Enterobius vermicularis (human pinworm)
Lineage: Eukaryota; Metazoa; Nematoda; Chromadorea; Rhabditida; Oxyuridae
Source: the annotation of a GenBank genome assembly